Rangifer tarandus platyrhynchus (Svalbard reindeer) is the source of this 351-nucleotide messenger RNA. NCBI's taxonomy places the organism in Eukaryota, Metazoa, Chordata, Mammalia, Artiodactyla, Cervidae. The record is from the annotation of a GenBank genome assembly.
AUGCAGGGUCAUAGAGACCCAGGUGGGCAGGGGCAGGGAGGAGGACCUAGCUUUAAAUGCCCUGAUUCAUGCCCGUCUGUCUUCUGCACCCACUGGAGUCUGGGGCCCACCCCAAAGGGUGCCACACUUUCCCUCAGAGUAGCGGGCAGCCUGGGUCCCCGAGGGAUGGGCCGCUCUGGGACCCAGCAAGGAUACCCGUCCUCAUGGGCCGUGGCUCCUCAGCUCCCCGUGGUCCAGCUGGGCCCUGUCCUGAGACCCAGGCAGGCAGAGGUGGUGCUGAGGGCCCUGAGGACCCCGGACUCAGGAGCUGGUUUCUGCAUCCCCCACCCUUGGGCCGACCAUUCUGGGUGA